This is a messenger RNA of Saprolegnia parasitica CBS 223.65, 282 nucleotides long. RefSeq lists its product as hypothetical. The record is from RefSeq and is a predicted model, not a curated record. The transcript has 4 exons. Lineage: Eukaryota; Oomycota; Saprolegniomycetes; Saprolegniales; Saprolegniaceae. Bases 1 to 282 code for a protein of 93 amino acids.
AUGACCUUGACGACGUCGAGCCUACAGCACCGUUCAAUCCUAUCCUCGCGCUACCUAGUACAUCGUACGGAUUCGCAACGGCAUGGGCGUCUCGCCCCGGAGGCGGCUGCCAUCUCGGGCGCACAGUACAGCGCAUUCUGCGUCGGAAAGACGAGCCACGUGGCCAUGGCUUGGCCGAUGCGGACACUGGGUGGCGCCGGGUACAGCAUGAUGGAGGAAGUCGUGGGCCCCGCGCUUGACCAGCUGACGCUGGCCGAGGAUGAAGAGGCCAUGGAGCUGUAG